Messenger RNA from Chlamydomonas reinhardtii, 5773 nucleotides. RefSeq lists its product as uncharacterized. Gene Ontology annotation, molecular function: protein binding. Lineage: Eukaryota; Viridiplantae; Chlorophyta; Chlorophyceae; Chlamydomonadales; Chlamydomonadaceae. The transcript is spliced from 4 exons. Bases 66 to 5255 code for a protein of 1729 amino acids. The record is from RefSeq and is a predicted model, not a curated record.
GAUGGCUGUAAGCUAACAUAUUUUUGUGUACGUGGGUGAUCUGCCAGCAGUGCGUCGUCCGCAAAAUGUCGUCCGCUCGGGAACGGGGCAAUGAUUACUUCCGGCGUGGGGAACAUGCAGCAGCGCUGGAGGCCUACACGCAGGGGCUCACUGGGCCACCUCGAAUAGACGCGAAAGAGCGGGCCUUGCUGCUCUGCAACCGUGCGGCGUGCAGCCUUGCCCUGGGCCAGACGGCUGGUGCGGCUGCCGACUGCCGCGCCUGCCUGGAAAUCGAGCCCGCCAACUUCAAGGCGCACUUCAGGCUUGCCAAGUCGCUGCCGCCUGGGGACGAGGCCGCUGCGCCUGCAAUCGCGGCGGCGGUGGCUCUGGCCGGCCCCGAGAACCGCACCCCCAUGCUUGACACCUACACCGCAAUCCGCACAGCCACCGAGGUGUUGCGCGAGCAGCAGCGGCGUCAGCAACAGCAGCAGGACGGCACGGCGCCAGCGGCAGGCGGCGACGCUGGUGCGGCUGGUGCUGCCACAGCCGGGGUUGUGCUGCUGGCGCUGCCGACUGCGGUCGAGCAGAUUGCUGUUGCGGGCACCUGGGGCGAGGUGGAGGCGGCGGUUGCGUUGGGCAAGCAGCUGGUGGUGCUGCGGCCCGGCCGCUACAGGACCAGCAUCGCGGCGCCCGGGGGGGCUGGUGGCGGCAUGAUGCCCGGGCUGUUUGGCAUGAUGGGCCUCAUGCGGGGGCGGGGCGGCGGCGGAGGCAGCAGCAAAGGCGCCGGCUACACGCUCCUGGGCGUGGGGGCUGUGGAGCUGUACUCGCCGCCGGGGGCCGGGCACGCGCUGUGGGUGACGGAGGAUCACCCGCCCGUGACGCUGGUGGGGAUGCGGCUGGUGGGCGGUGGCCGCGCCGCGGUGUGCCUGUCGGCGCCGGAAGCCGCGGUGCAGGCCGCGGCGGCGUCGGAGGUUGAGCCGGAGCCGCAGCUGACCAUGUCAUGGUGCCGUGUGGUGGACUACGACGAGGUGGGCGUGCUGGUGGUGGGGCCGGUCGCGGCGCGGCUGGACCGCUGCGUGUUCGCGCGCAACGCCAAGCAGGCGGUGGAGGUGCGCGAGGGCGGCUCGCUGGCCGGCCACCGCCUCGCCAUCGCCGACUGCCGGCAGGGCGUGUCGGCGUACGGCGGCGCGCGGCGGCUGGUGCUCACCGACAGCCUCAUCCUGCGCGCGCUGAGCGAGGGCCUCCUGCUGGCAGGCGGCCACUCCAACGCGGCCACUGCAGCGCAGCUGGAGAUGCUGGGGGGUGACAAGCCGCCGCCGUGGGCCACGGGUUUGGGCGCUGACAUCUUCAGGACGGCAGAUGAGCAGGCCAAGGAGCUCGGCUCGCGGCUGAGUGCGCGCGUGGAGGGCUGCGUGGUGGCGGGCUGCGGCCAGUUCGGCGUGUCCGCGGACAGCGGCACGCAGCUGCUGCUGCGGCGCUGCCGGCUGCUGGGCAACGACCCCAUCCAGCUGUUCAUCAAGGGGUGCUCGGACGUCACGGUGCUGUGCUGCCAGCUGAGCUACUCGGGCGCCAUGUCGCGGUGCGAGUGGUACUCGCGCACGGGCCUGCCGUCCUCGUCGCCGAUGCGGCGGCAGUGUGGCGUGCGCGUGGGCGUCAACUACGGCGCCUGGGUGCGGCUGGAGGGCUGCGCCUUCGCGGGCCCCGACCCAGCGGACCUGGCCAUCUUUGAGGAGAUGCACGGCCGCGGCGCCCAGAUCGCCGGGACCAACACGGGCCCCGGCGCAGCGCGUCUGGGCAUGUGGUCGCGGCCGGUCAGCGCCGCGCGCAACAGCUUCCACGCAGCCUCGCUGGGCGCUGCGGCAGCCAAGGCCGCAAGCUCCAAGAGUCGGUUCCCAGGGGAUGCGGAAGUUGAGGGCUCAGCAGUGAAAGAGGAGGAGGGGGAUGAGGACGAGGGCGGGCGGGCAGGCGAGGGCUUCGGCGAGGAAGAGCGGCUGCCGAGCCUGAAGGCGCUGGCGGCGCGGCUGCCGGCGUGGGCCCUGGAUUCCGCUGCGAGUGGCAUUGGCGGCAGUGGCGUGCCCACAGCCUCAGGGGCAGCGCUGCGGGCCUUCCCGCCGCCGGCCAUGCUGCAGCGCACCGGCUUCACCUUCCCGCAGUCCGCCUGGUCGCCCACCGCCCACCAGUUCUACGCCAUCGGCAACACCUUUGGCUACGACGUCACCGGCGGCCUGCUGCAGCCGCCUCCAGCGCCUCCUUCAGUGGUGCCUGCCGGCGAUGACGUCAACACGGCGGGUGGCGGCGGCGGCGGCGGCGAUGUGCACGUGUUGUUGGGCGGUUGCGGCGACAUCCGCAACCUGCUGGCGACUGCGCACGCAGUGCUGGGCAGUAGCAGUGGCAGCAGUGUGAGGCGGCUGACCAUGACGCUCAAUGACGGCAACCUGGCCAUGCUGGCGCGCAACGUCGUGCUGUUGCACAUGGCGGCGGAGCAGCGGGCGGCGCCGGCGGCGGUGCUGGCGGCGUGGGCCAACCACGGCCUCAGCGCGGCACACGCGCACCUGGUGCGCUGCAGCCUGCGCGCGCUGGCGGACGAGCCCUGGCCCCACUGGCUGUCCGCCGCGGAGGAGCUGGUCGAGCCCAAUGGCAAGGGCGACGGCAGUAGCAGCGACGCCGGGGCUGGCGCCGACGGCAGCAGCAGCAGCACGGCGCGUGAGCUCCGGCGGGCGUUUGCGGCAUGGGCGGACUGCACGCUGUCCCUGGAGGCGCUGAUGCGCAUGCGGGCGGACCGGCGCGGCCUGGACGGUGGCGGCAGCGGCCAGGCGUCGGAGGCGGCGGUGGAGUUGUCGCUGGCGGCUGUAGCAGCACAGCUGGGCGCGGCAGUCGCAGCCCGGCUCAAGCCCGAGGUGGCGGAGUACGUGCGGGCGGGGAGCCUGCGCAUGCCGGCAGGCGACGUCCUCGGCGGCGGCGGGAGGGCGGGUGCGGGUGGGGUUGGUGCGGGGGGCGGGCGCGGUGCGGUGGAGGUGACGGAGGCUAACCCCACGCUGCUGCUGGCGCCAGAGCUGCAGUACACAGUGUACUUCUCCUCCUCCAUCCUGCGCGCCGUGGCCCUCAAACCCGGCAGCGCCUCCGCCGCCGCCGCCGGCUCCGCCGCCACCGGCCGCCUUGCGCCGCUGCUGCUGGAGGCCCUGGCGCCGCAGCUGCAGGCGGUGGUGGAGGGCCUGAGCGGCGGCCGGCUGCGGGUGCGGCUGCAGCGAGGAGACAUACUGGCAGCCCUGCUGUCCGCACCAACACCCGGCCCCGGGGCCCACGGCGGCAGUGGCGGCGGCUAUUUCGACUUCAUUGACUGCAGCAAUGUGGCAGACUAUGUGUCCCUGCCCGCACUGCUAGCCGCCGCGGCGCCACUGCUCAAGCCGCCUGCUGCUACUGCUCAACAGCAGCAGCAGCAGCAGCAGCACCCCGGCAGUCCGGCGCUGCUGGGGAACUCCCGGUUGCGCUGCGAGAGCAUUGUUGUGUACGGGGCCGAGUGUGUGCAGCAGAAGUUGCAGCGGGCGCUGGGCAAGGCCGCCGGCGGCAGUGGCAGCAGCAGCAAGGCGCCGACGCCGGCGGCGUUCGUGGCUGGUCAGCUGGGCGGCAUGUCUCUGGCGGCGUUCUGUGAGGCCAGCGGCAUGCGGUUGUGCGGCGGGCAGCAGCUGGAGGGGCGGCCGGACACACCCGCUCUCAGGCUGGAGUGGGCGGCGGAGGCGGCGGCAACGGCAGUAGCAGCAGAGCCUGUGCCUGAGGCCGGCAGUAGCAGCAGCAGUAGCAGCUGGCUGACGGCGCCACGGCUGCUGCUGGAGCUACUGCCGGUGUGCCGGCAGCUGCUGGUCGCGCCUACCAGCGGCGGCGGCGUGCCGGUUGCGCCGUCACCGCUGGCGCUGGUGCAGCUGGCAGCGCUGGCGGCGCCGCCGGCCGCGCUGGAGCCUUUGGUCCGGGCGCUGGUGCGCUGCGACGCCAGCGGCGUGGCGGGGCUGUUCAAGUGGGAGCUACAGCUACACGCCGCAUUGCAGGCCGCUGCUGCUGCCGCUGCGGCGGCAGCCAGCACCGGGGCUGCGGAGACGGAGGCUGUAGCAGGCACGGCGCAGCAGGGCCAGGCGCAGCGGCGUUCGGCGGCAUCGGCUGUGCGGUGGCUGGAGUACGCGGCGGACCCGGGGUGGGACCUGGCCGGCCGCGACGACGACCCGCUGCUGCUGGCCUUCAGCCGCAAGCCCCUGCCGCGUGGUGUGUCGCUGUCGCUGCAGCAGGCGCUGGGGCUGCAGGCCGACACGGCAAUAGCAGCCGGGGGCGCUGGUGGCGGAGGCGGCAGAGGUCCGGCUGUAGCAGCGGCUGCUGCGGCGGUGGUGAAGCAGCUGGUGGCGGGUUUCUCCUGGGAUGAGGCGCAGGGGGUGGCGCACGUGGUGCUGCCGGCGGCCAUCACGGAGCAGUGCGGCAGCUGGUUCGUAACGCUGUGCUCGCUGGGCAGCAGUAGCAAGGGCGCCGGGCCCGCUGGCAAGGCCGCCGCCGGCAGUAGCAGCGACUCGGCGCUGACUGCGGUGGGGGCUUCCAAGAUGGUGCUGGCGCUGAAGGAGGUGGAGGGCGCGGCGGCGCCUAAGGCCCCUGUGGUCUGGCGACGCCGCCGCUGGGCCGCCGCCGCUGACGUCGGCAGCGGUGAAAGUGGGACAGCGGGCGAGGACGUGGCCCUGCUAGAGCGCGCAACUGCAGCUGCUGCUUCUGCUAAUGGUGGUGGCGGUGGCGGUGGUGUCCCCGUCUCUGGUGGAGCUCCGCAGUGGCAGGCGGCCAUGCGCCUGUGCACGCGGUCUGUCGGUGCCCCCAGCAACACAGGUGGCGGCGGCAGUGGCAGUAGCAGCGGCAGUGCCUGGCGGCGGCAGCAGUGUGUGGCCGUGGACCUUCUGGCGCCUUCUGCGCCGCUGCCGGCCGCUGACCGGCUGUGUGUGGACAUGGCAGUGGAGGGCUGUGAGCUGGUGGUGAGGCUGAAGCCACUGGCGCCCGCGGCGGGCGGCGCGUCAGGCAAGGCAGCGGGCAAGGGCGGCAAGGCCAAGGGCAAGGCGGCCGCAGGCGGUGCUGGGGGCGCGGCGGCAAGCGGGGAGGAGGCGGCAGACAGCGCGGGUGGAAGCGGCAGUAGCAUUGAUGAAUUUCGGCUACAGCUGCCGGCGCUGGGGCCGGGUCGGGCCUACAGCGGCCGGGUUGAGGAGGUGCGGCUGAGCCGGCGGCUGGGGCUGCUGUGCGCGCUGGUGCCAGUGGAGUAGCUAAAGAGGCCGUGGUCUGUAAGGUUGAGGCGGUAGGUGCGGUGAUGUGGCUGAAGCGAUACUUUGGGCUGUGUGCGGCGUUUGAGUAAGACUUCGCGUGCCGAGAGGACGUUGGGCGUGAGGCGGCUGUGGGAUGUAGCGGGUCGUAAUGAUCGUGUAUGGAAUUGGAUGCCAAGAGGCCGGUGCAUCGCACUGGCACGGCCGUGCUGUACGAGAUAUAUAUUACCGUAUGGUACACAUCACGCAGCAGAGUCACUGAAAGGACUCGUGGUCUGCUGUUUGUCACCCUAUCCGGCUAUCCAAGCCAGUCGCGGCGCAGCAGCAGGCCAGCACAGACCGCCGGCGACACACAGCCACACUCAAGCCGCCAUACAGGUAUACACAGCUGGGCCUCCCGGGAACUUCCAGCCUGCCAGCAAGUCAGCGAUGUCUCGGUACGAGAAACUUGGCGUUCUACCAGCAGCGCGCUCAUCCAUUGAGGUCACAAAUUGAAUGUUGGAGUCUGGGAAUACUCUGUA